AUGAAGUCCUCCUUUUUCACCUUUUUCACCUUUUUGGCCUUCGGCGGCUUCCUGGCCAGCACCGUCGCCAAUCCCGUGGCUAUCGACAGCGGCCUCGAGGCACGCCAGGAAAGCACCGACGAUAUCGGAGCCACGCUCGACACGCUGUUUUCCCAGAUUCAGGAGAACACGGCCAAGAUCAACGAGACGGUUAUCGCCGUCCCCACGAACGCAACCGAGCAGGAGUCCGCCGCCGCUGCCGCCGAGAUCGGCCCCCUCUUCGACGCCAUAACCGCUCUCGUGGCGGCGGCACAGUCCGGCAUCACGGCGACGCAGUCGAAUGCUACGAAGCGCGCCGCUCUGGCUAGUCGCCAGACGACGUGUGAUGCGCAGUGCAUCGCCGACAAGAUCAACGCGAUUAUUGCUGAGGUUAUCGCUACUAUCAAGCUUGCUAUCUCUAAGCUUGGUCUCGUUCGUCUUCUGAUCUACGUGACGCCGCUGGCUUUGGGCAUCGCGGCCCUCGUUGCGGCGCUGGGACUUAUUGUUGGUGGGCUUUUGUUCUUGGUUGCGGGUCUCUUGACGGAGCUGCUUGGGCUUGUUGGUGUUGGGCCUCUUGCUGGCGUAUGA
This is a messenger RNA of Anthostomella pinea, 606 nucleotides long. Lineage: Eukaryota; Fungi; Ascomycota; Sordariomycetes; Xylariales; Xylariaceae. The record is from the annotation of a GenBank genome assembly.